AUGAGCGCGGCGGAGGAGGACGCGGCUGCCGCUGCGGCGGAUGGGGGAUCCGGAGGCGGGAGCAGCGGCGCGGGGUCGUCGGAAGGGGGCGCGCGGCGCCGGUUCGACCACAAGGGGCUCGUCGCCCGCACCUCGCUCAUCCUGUGGCACACGCACCAGAACGACGUCGGCGCCGUGCGGAAGCUGCUGGAGGAGGACGCCGCGCUCGUCAACGCCCGGGACUACGACAGCCGCACGCCGCUCCACGUCGCUGCGCUCCACGGCUGGCACGACGUCGCCGAGUGCCUCAUCGCCAACGGCGCCGACGUCAACUCUCAGGACCGCUGGCAGAACACGCCACUAGCUGAUGCGGAGGGCGCAAAGAGGCAGUCCAUGAUUGAGCUGCUCAAGGAGCACGGCGGAUUGACAUAUGUAUGUAUUCCAAUUCCACCUGUCACUGUAUGGUAUGGAUUUAGUGGAGGAAAAACUGGAAGCCAUUUUGAACCAAAGACGAUUCCACCACCUCUAACAAAUAAGGCUGACUGGGAGAUUAACCCACUUGAAUUGGACUUUACAAAAGCACAAGUUAUCGGAAAGGGCUCUUUCGGUGAAAUUCUGAAAGCAAAUUGGCGAGGAACACCUAUUGCUGUCAAGCGCAUUCUUCCAUCCUUAUCUGAUGACAGGCUGGUGAUAGGAAUGGCAUAUCUUCAUAAUGAGCCUAAUGUUGUGAUUCACCGAGAUUUAAAACCAAGAAAUAUUCUUCUGGUGAAUUCUGCUGCCAACCACUUGAAGGUUGGAGACUUCGGCCUUAGCAAGAUCAUCAAAGCACAGCAUGUGAAUGAUGUAUACAAGAUGACUGGAGAGACAGGAAGCUAUCGGUACAUGGCCCCUGAAGUUUUCAAGCACCGGAAAUAUGACAAGAAAGUUGAUAUCUUCUCUUUUGCCAUGAUUCUAUAUGAGAUUAUUCUGUAUGAUCGUAGAUGCUGGAAGGUGAUCCACCCUUCUCCAACUACUGAACCUUAUGAGGCUGCUAAUUUGGUUGAGCUAUGUUGGUCUGGGGAUAUCAGUCUGAGACCAUCUUUCUUGGAGAUCCUCAAGAGGCUUGAGAAGCUCAAGGAGCAUUAUUCGCAUGAGAACCACUGGCAUUUGUUCCAGUAG
Molecule: messenger RNA, 1137 nt
Organism: Miscanthus lutarioriparius
Lineage: Eukaryota; Viridiplantae; Streptophyta; Magnoliopsida; Poales; Poaceae
Source: the annotation of a GenBank genome assembly